AUGAAUGUCUUUGGACUCUUUAACGUACCUGCUAAAUGGUAUGUAUGGAUCUUGCUGGUAGUGUUCCAAGUUGUUAUGACAAAUGUUUCUUUACUGGGGCACCUAUGUGGCAUUUUGUCUGGCUUUGCAUAUACUUACGGAUUAUUCAAUUUCCUCAUUCCCGGACCAUCCUUCUAUUCUACAAUUGAGGCCUCCUCGUUGCUUUUAACUUGUGUGAGGCGGCCUAAAUUUAUUUUGUGCACUGGUGGGAAUCCUUCAGCCUUCAUCCCUACAUAUUCAAGCCAAGGUACAGCAUCUAGUGGAUUCUCUGCCGGAAGUAUCUGGAGAAACUUGUCUUCAUGGAUUCCACAGAGGGAAACAUCUGCACAGUCAGCACAAGAUGGUCACAUGUUUCCUGGGAGGGGAAGAACACUUGGAUCUGGUCGAAAUACUGCUUCUGAUGCUAAUUCAGAAUCAAACUUACAUGUUAGACUUUUGGAUAAUAGCAACUCAGAACAUCCAUCAGACAUGGCAGUUAUUGGUACAGGACAGCAGUUAUCUGAUGGAAGGCGGUCAACCCUAAAUAAUACAUCAGUCGCCGCAGCAGAAGUUCCUGUGCACCAUCAGGAUUAUGUUAUUUCUGAAGAAGAAAUCCAGAAGCUUGUAUCAAUGGGCUUUGAAAGGACACAGGUAGAAGUUGCUCUUGCAGCUGCAGAUGGGGAUCUUAAUGUGGCAGUGGAAAUUCUGAGCCAACAGGGCUAAUCCAAGCAAGCGAGCUAACUAUUUGACUUCUCAAAAUGGACCUCGGUCGACCCGGUUUGAUGGGCCCGGUUCAUUUUCACGUUUAUGUAAAGUUCCAUGUUCAUUUUCACGUUUAUGUAAAGUUCCAUAUCUGUAUACUCUGUAUUGUUUGAGAGCAUGCUGAGAUUAUUUGGUCUGGGGGAAGGAAGAUUCUUAAUGGGAUAUCACUACACACACUAACAUCUGUUUAAAUGAAGGCACAGAAGUAGUUAUAACAUUUGACAGCAAUGGAAAAACUAGAGUUGUAAUAUAAAACAUCCACACCUUUAGCUUUGCA
Molecule: messenger RNA, 1057 nt
Organism: Prunus dulcis (almond)
Lineage: Eukaryota; Viridiplantae; Streptophyta; Magnoliopsida; Rosales; Rosaceae
Product: rhomboid-like protein 15
Exons: 11
Coding region: 1-741 (246 amino acids)
Biological process (GO): endoplasmic reticulum unfolded protein response
Cellular component (GO): endoplasmic reticulum membrane; Hrd1p ubiquitin ligase ERAD-L complex
Molecular function (GO): ubiquitin-specific protease binding; misfolded protein binding
Source: RefSeq, a predicted model, not a curated record